Podarcis muralis (Common wall lizard) is the source of this 8707-nucleotide messenger RNA. It is a transcript of the gene NR2F2, whose product is annotated as nuclear receptor subfamily 2 group F member 2. The record is from RefSeq and is a predicted model, not a curated record. Lineage: Eukaryota; Metazoa; Chordata; Lepidosauria; Squamata; Lacertidae. Gene Ontology annotation, molecular function: zinc ion binding; sequence-specific DNA binding; DNA-binding transcription factor activity. Gene Ontology annotation, biological process: regulation of DNA-templated transcription.
CGAAAGAAAGAAAGAAACGGGGGAAGAAAGAAGCGAGGAAGGAAAGAAAGAAAGAGCUGGGCGAAAGAAGAAGAGCGAGGCACGCCGAGAGAGAGAGGGACGCACCACCGAGCAACCAGGGGGGAACCCGAACCCCCCAAAGGCUCCCUUAGCCUAUUUCGCGUGUGUGCGUGUCUCGUGUGUGCGCGCGCGUCCCGUGUGUGCUUUUUUUGUUUGUUUUCUUUGGCCAGGGCUUUUUCUUUUUCUUUUUCUUUUCCCUCCCCCCCUCCCUCCUUCCCUCCCUCCCGUCCUCCUCCUCUCUUCUCCCUCCCUGCCUCCCUGGUUGAUGUUUCUACAGCUUCGCCAAACUCCGAGCGGGGCAUCCGAUCCCAGCACUCCCACCGGCGGCAGCAGCGGGAGGAGGCGGCGGCGCAGCAAGGACGGGGUUCCGGAGCGCCGCGCCGAGCGUGGGAUCUUCUGCCGCGGCGCCUUUCGCUCUUCUCCUCCAGCGGCCGCGCGCCGGAGUUGCUGCUGCUGCUGCUGCUGCUGCCGCCGCCGCCGCCGCCGCUGCUACGAGCUUUCCCCCCUCUCUGGCUUUCGAUGGCUUUCCUGAAUGGCUGACUGCGGGCUUCUCUGGAUCUGGCCCCCAGACACCAGCCUCUCCUCCUGCAACUCUGCUCGGCUCCCCGAGAGAGAGGGAGGGGGGCACCUCUGAAGAGAAUCGCCUCUCUCUCUCUCUCUCUCUCUCUUCCUCUUUUGUAUUUUUGUUGUACUUUUCUCCUUUAUUCAUUUGCUACCAGACAAUCGCCUCCAACCUCUUUGCUCUGUUUCCCCCUUCCUCGUCCCCUCUCUUCUUUCUUCCUCUCUCUCUCUCUUUCCUCGUUCUUGCUCUACUUUUCUUCCCCUCCCCACCCCACUUUGGUGACCCGCAUUGCUGACUUUAUUUUGGGGGACUGCCCAGCAAGGAAAAAGUGGGGCGCAAGCAAGCAAAGAAAAAAAAAGGACAUUAAAUUAAUUUAAAAAGAAAGGACCAGAGGAGGGUAGAAGAGAAGAAGAAAAAGAAGGGAAACCGCACACAAGCCGAACAACUUCCACAAAAAAGGGAAAAAAAGAAGGGGGGAACAAAAACUCGCCAACGCGAACUGGGGAGGACAGCAAAAGAAAGAGAAAAGAAAUAAAAACAAAGGUGGACUAAAUUAUAUAUUUAUAUCUAUCUAUAUCUAGACAGAGAGAUAAAUAGGUCUCUCUCGCAAGGACGCUUCCUAGCUGAAGAGCUGCGGGCUCAGCCCUCGGAAGAAGCGGAUCCGCUGGCAACCGAAAGCUACGGGGGGCGAGCAAUUUGGCCAAGGUGUCCCAUAGAUAUGGCAAUGGUAGUUGGCACGUGGCGAGACCCGCAGGACGAUGUGGCCGGCCCGCAAGGAACGCAGCCUUCGCAAGCGCCCCCUGUGCCGGGACCCCCGACGGGCGCCCCGCACACCCCGCAGACGCCGGGCCAAGGGGGCCCUCCCAGCACGCCCGCGCAGACCAACCAAGGCAGCCAGCAGAGCCAGGGCGAGAAGCAGCAGCAGCAGCAGCACAUCGAGUGCGUGGUGUGCGGGGACAAGUCCAGCGGCAAGCACUACGGGCAAUUCACGUGUGAAGGCUGCAAGAGUUUCUUCAAGCGCAGCGUCCGCAGGAACCUCAGCUACACGUGCCGCGCCAACCGGAACUGUCCCAUUGACCAACAUCACCGCAACCAGUGCCAAUAUUGUCGCCUCAAAAAAUGCCUCAAGGUUGGAAUGAGACGGGAAGUUUCUUCCUUAUUUACUGCAGCCGUCCAGAGGGGCAGAAUGCCACCUACUCAGCCGACCCACGGCCAGUUCGCCUUAACCAACGGAGACCCCCUGAACUGCCACUCGUACCUCUCCGGAUAUAUCUCCCUGUUGCUGAGGGCAGAGCCUUACCCGACCUCGCGCUUCGGCAGCCAGUGCAUGCAACCCAACAACAUUAUGGGCAUCGAGAACAUUUGCGAGCUGGCGGCUCGGAUGCUUUUCAGCGCCGUCGAGUGGGCCCGGAAUAUCCCCUUUUUCCCCGACCUCCAGAUCACCGACCAGGUGGCCUUGCUGAGGUUAACCUGGAGUGAGUUGUUUGUCCUCAACGCGGCCCAGUGCUCCAUGCCCCUCCACGUCGCCCCGCUCCUGGCUGCCGCCGGCCUGCACGCCUCGCCCAUGUCCGCCGACCGAGUUGUAGCCUUUAUGGACCACAUACGAAUCUUCCAAGAACAGGUCGAGAAACUUAAGGCCUUACACGUGGAUUCGGCGGAAUACAGCUGCUUGAAGGCCAUCGUCCUUUUCACCUCAGAUGCGUGUGGUCUCUCCGACGUAGCCCACGUUGAAAGUUUACAAGAGAAGUCCCAGUGUGCGUUGGAAGAGUACGUAAGGAGUCAAUAUCCGAACCAGCCUACGCGAUUUGGAAAACUGUUGUUACGCCUCCCAUCUCUCCGCACCGUCUCUUCCUCAGUCAUAGAGCAAUUGUUUUUCGUCCGUUUGGUAGGUAAAACCCCCAUAGAAACCCUUAUCAGGGAUAUGUUACUGUCUGGAAGCAGUUUUAACUGGCCUUAUAUGGCCAUUCAAUAAGGGGAAAAAAUGUUGGAGAGAGGAAAAAAAACAAACCCACAGAUGAGAGAAUUUGAAAAAAAAAUAAAAUUGGAAAUUUUGGAACGGAGGAUUUUUGCGAGUGACUUUGGGGUCUGGCGGUUGUUUAAACGUCCUUCAGCUAAGCAAGGAUGUUGCAUCGUGGCUAAAAAUGAAGAGAGAAUAAUUGGAAUGGACUGAAUACUAAUUAAAAAAAAAAGACUUGUGAUAUGAACUUUUUACAGACUGAAUUAAGAAUUCCCCUGUUGUCCAGAAGUUGCUACUUCUUUCUCUCUCUCUCUCUCUCUCUCUCUCUCUCUCUCUCUCUCUCUCGUUGUUUUUUAAAAGAAAAGGGGAAAGGAAUUUUUUUCUUUUUUUCUUUUCUCUGGGGUGUUUAACUUGAAACACAAUCUCUUGCUAAAAGUGCAUUUAAAAGAAAUCUGGAGAAAAUUAAUGGAAUGGAAACAAGUCUCUCUCUAUCUCUCUAUCUCUCUCUCUCUCUUUUCCAAAUUAUUAAUUUGUCCUAUGUUGUCUGUGUACCUAUAGGGUUUUGUUUGGGGUUUUUUUUUGUAUUUUUUCUGGUUCCAAACCAGUUUAUUCUGUGGUUCUAUAAUAAUUUUGAUAUAAUCUUGCCUUCAUUUUAAAAAAAAAAAACAACUACAACUGUGUAUCCUUUUUUAAAAAAAAGUUCUGAAAGAAUUAAAACUGUCUCAGAAAGGUUUAUGAGAAGAACAUAAAGAGAAGGAAAAAAAAUUCCCCACAAUAGUAGGAAAGAUGGAAGCGCACUUACAACUAGUUAGCCAAAAUUUAGCUCCAAGCUACGACAGCUAUAAUUAUUGAGAUCGAAUAAAAGAGAACCACAACUAUUCCCCCACCCGCAAGCCCACCUUCCCUUGACUAGGUUUUUAUAUAUAUAUAUCUAUUUUAAAGACAAAACAUGAAUUUUGGAAGGGAAUGCGUAUUUCUUGGAGGGAGAAGGAAUUGUGUCUAAGACACAACACAGUUUUGAUGAAAACACACAUACACACACGCACACAAAACCACACAUAGGGUUUCAUCACAAAGUGAACUUUUUUGUAAUUUGAAUGAAAAUUGGGUUCCGCCUAGUUGUCCUAAAUUGUUACCAAGUUCCUCUAUCUGUUUGUAUAUUUGCAAGCUCUUUGUAUUAUAAUACUUGUUGAUAUUUUCCCUUUUUUUAAAGAAAAAAGAAAAAAAAACCAUUGAAUUCAGCAUGACAAAAAAAAUAACACUACUGUUGGCACUUAUAGAUAAUGUGGUUGAUUCAGUAUCUUAGAGUUUACAGUUUUUGUGUUUUAAAGAAAAAAAAAGCUGAAGGGUUUUUUUUUUUAAGUGCAACAUUUCUGUAUACUGUAAAAGUUAUAAUAACUGAAAACUGUUUGGUCCAGUCUUUGUGUGUUAUAUUCCAAGGAAAAAUUGAAAGUAUUCAGAAAUUAAAAUAUUAUUUGAUAUCUGACACCUUGUAUGGCUCUCCUAAAUGUCUUGGGGUAAAAUAUUCCUAUUUAUUCUUCUGUUGAAGAGGUUUUGGUCCUUGGAUAGAUAGAUAGACUCUGCUUCAAAAUCGGCUUGCAACACAAUAGGUGUUGUUUGUGUGUGUUUCCUGUAAAAUAGAUGGUGGUGGUUUGGUGGUGAUGGUGAGAUGUUCCAGCUUCAGCUCCUGGUUUAAUUGUGGCUUCAUGAGGUCUCCAACCUGAUCCUCAAUAUGUUUGCCCCCAAAUAAUUUUCACAACCUGUGCGUAGAGUACAUAGGAUUACAACCUAAGAUGGCAACAUUUCCUUUCCUCUUAUCCUCUUGAUAAUUACAAAAAAUAAUACUAGUAAUAAUAACUGCAGAGGGGAUGGUUAAAAGAGCAAUGACCUGUUAAUUCUGUCACACUUAAGUGCCUACAAAGAACUGAUAUACACACGUACACAGAAACACACACAUGUAUGUAUGUAUGUAUGUAUGUAUUGUGAGUAUAUAAUCUGGUUCAAGCAAAGUGGCAUUAUUGAAAAUGUAGGUCAGUUGUUUGCUCUGAAUCCCAAUGUCUGUGACAUAGAGAAGAACUCUGGAAUUGUUGUGUGCUGGUUGUCACUGAGAGAUCUUUUCAACUCAGAAGUGAAUUUGCAUAGUUUCCUCCCCAUUUCUCUUCUUUUAGAGAGCCAAAGAUUCUCAGACCAUAAGACAGAAUGUACAAGUUGUGUGUGUGUUUGUAGGCACCUAGCAUUAUAAAAGAAGGACUUAUAAUAAUGCAUUCUGAGUCUAACUAUAAUUAGGAAUAAGUAUGAUUGAUUCCAAAAGACGCUGCACUUAAGGCUGCAGUCCUAUGUUAGGAGCAAGCCCCGCUGAAUACAAUGGGAUUUAUCCCGAAGGAAGCACACAGGAGAUUGUGCUGUAUAUAGUAGUGUAUUUGGUUCAACCCAACAUAUUGAGUAAAAGGCCAGAUUCCCACUGAAAUUAUUGGCUCCAGUAUCUGUUGCCCUCAAAUUACGGUACUCAACAACGCUUCCUCCGUCCCCUCCUACAGUCAACUUUUCUUACUCUCCCUGCGCUUCAGCUCUCCAAAGCAGGUUGACAAAAACUCUGAUGUCUUGUGAAUUUGAGUGGGAGGAGGGAAGUAUAGAGGGUGUACUCAAAACAGCCCCUUGUCCCCUCUUCUAAGGCUUUCUGCCCCCACCCCAGCCACACAUUCUGACCCAUGCAUACAUACAUACUGAAAGAUCCCACCAGUUUGUGAACUACACUCCAUCUCUGGCUUGCUUCAGUUCCAGGCAUAUGGACCAGACAUUGUUUUUAUUUAUUUAUUUUCGAGGAAUGGGUGUACUCUUUGCGAAUGGCUGCAAAUGAUUAUUUUUCCUAUGAACCCAAGGCACUUUUGAGAUGCAUAGAUAAAUAUGCUUGCUGGUUUAGAGAGGAGAGUGAUCCUCCGGUUUUAGUGGUGCUUUUCGUGCUGGUUACUGUUUGCUACUCUAAAGGAUGUCUAUGUCUGUGAAUGAACUUAACAGGGGAACUUAACCCUUCUCUAACUUCACCUCGAAGGAUGUCCCUCUUUGGCCUGCUUGCUUUCCGUGUGUGGUGGUGUUUGUUCUUAAACAAUCGUUUAUUGCAAAUGUGUUUCCUGGCAUAUUGCAACUUAAUGAUGUUCAGCUCCUCAGAAAAGCCAUUUCUUGAUUUUUCUUCUUCUCUCCCUCUCCCCCCCCCUCCCCGCCAACCUUCAGACAUCUGGGCUGUUGCUCAGUUGUUCUUCCUCUAUAUACCUGUCUCUCUUGGCGUUGCUUUCCCUCCGCUCCCUCGCUUCCCCACGUUCACUUCCUAAUCGAGCUUGGACUGGAGAGAUGGCGGCAGAAAAGAGCUGAAUGUAAAAGGGGUUCAACAAAAACCCAGUUCCAGCCACCACUACCACCACCCCGCCAUUCCACUUUCCUUCUUCUCCCUCGGUAAAUUUUCCAUUCCAUUCCCCUUCCCUCUGUCUCUGUCUCCAUAUAUGCAUCCAUAUAUUUGGAAAGGCUCCGAGGUGGAGUUGUUUAAAGGCUUUCAGAUAGGUGUGAGUUUAUGGCAUUUAAGGAAAGUUUUUCUUUGCCUGCUGACUUAGAACAAAGGAGCUCCCCCCGAGCAAUUGAGCCGGACAAAGGAAGUGGGCCUGGACUCAGAAGGAGUCCUAUGUGAAAUUGACUAGCUCUUAUAAAAAAGCUGCUAAAUACGAGCAACUCUUUCUCUUGAAGUGUCCGGAGAUUUCCCUCAACCCUCCCUCUCUAGGGUGGUUGGAUUUCUUUUAAAAAUAAAAAUAAAUCUGAGUUCUUCCCCUUCCCAGCACCAGUGUUGGAAUUAUAAGUAAAAUUAUUAAAGUGACUCUCCACUUAAAGAACAGCAGGGGAAAGAGCCUUUGAAAUACGAUUGUUAUUAAUAAUGUUAUUAAAAGCACAUAUGGGAGAAGCUCUCUUUCCGCCCACUUCUCUCUCUCUCUCUCUCUCUCUCUCUCUCUCUCUCUCUCUUCACACACACACACACACACACACACACCCCUUCUAAUUUUCUCUCUCCUUCGUCCUGCCCUCUAGCAAUUAACUUCACUAUACUGGACCGGGUGAAGGGAGAGGGGGAAUCUUAUUCCGAAAGUUAAAGCAUAAGGGUUUGGUGGAUCGAGCUUGCCUUAGGACAAGACAGGGCGAGGAUCGCGCGGAGAAUAAUGGAGGCUUUGAAACGCACGCCAGCGAGCGGUAGCAUACACGCAACUCGCGCGCAGGCCGGUUUAAAAGGUUACUCGCUGCGGAUUGCGUUCACUCCGCUUGUCUGACGCUAGAUCUCACGCUCUUUCUCGGUUCCCCACCCCCAACCCCGUAGCAAUUACUGGAGAGACAGCAGAUCGUUCCUCUUAAAGAGUGGAUUCGUCCUCCUCAGUGCCUUUUUUUUGCGGGGAGGGGAGGAAAUAUGUUUGCGGUGUGUGUUUGGGGACGGGGAGUAGAUAAAGCGUGUGAAACUAUUGCCUUGAAGCUGGGUUGUCCUAUUAACUCAGCCAACAUGGCGUCUCCCAGAAGUGUACUGCAGAGAGAGAGAGAGAGAGAGAGUGUGUGUCCUGCUAAGCAAAAGGAAUCGCGUUGUGAUGAGGAGAGAGAUCUUUCUCUUCAUCCUCGUAAUAAGUCAGGAGGAGGCUGGUAUUUAAACGCAUACACAAGGCUGCAGGCAGCGGGGCACCUCUCUGCAAAAACUCCCAAGCCAGCAAUCGAGUCAAGGCAAGUCCAGUGGUUAGCUGUGGAUUUAAAGAAGCAAGGAUGUGCGCGUUGAAGGGGGGAGAUAUUACAAACCCUCCACAGCUACACUGUCCAGUUCUCCAUCACAGGAUUCCGAAUACCUAAACUUGUGGUGCUCUCCCUCCCUCCCUCCCCCCCCCCCUAUCUCUAGCAGAUCUCGAAAUAGAUAGAUUGGGCUUCAAGGUGCUUUUCAGAUAGGGUGGCUCACACGUGCAUCUAUCCCUUGAUGUCAUGCUCCUAAUCCGUGGGUAGAGGAAUUCAGUGUGAAUAGAAUCCGUCCACAACCUCUUGAAAUCCAUUCUUGGUCACAGGAUCACUCACUUCAAAUGUGGAAUUACUUUGCUUAGUACAUUUAUACACUUAGGUGGGGAAAUCUGUGGACAGGGCUUGAGCGGGUAUCUAGGAAAUAUUUGGAGGAAAAUGCCCGCCUUCUCGCCUCUCUUCAAUCUAGCAUAGGAGUUGGGGGUUGGUUCCCCCACCCGAUUCUAGGAUAAGGUUUAUUUUCCUAUCGUCUUCCGUUUGGGGAAGGGACUUAAAAGAGAUUUGCUGAGGUGGUCUGGCGUUAGGUAUCCGCAGAGGGGCGGACAGACGUGACUGAAGACAUCCGUAUUGCAAAGGCGAAGGGGUGGGCGGAGAGGGGCUCUCUUUCAGCUUAGGGUACAUGUCCGAAUCUAAAUUACCUGGGAACUCAGCUUGUUUUAAAAGCAUCCCCUUCUUAAGCUCCACGACCACUGGAGAAAGGGGGGGGGAGAAUCCCUCUGCAGAGCGUUAUUUAAUUUUUUUAAAAAGAAGUGAUGAAGCGUUUUUGUGCUUGUGUGUGUUGUCAAUCUCUUAACAAAAGGUGCUCUUUAAAGGAAUGGCGUUGGGAGCUUGAUCUGCAGCGAGAAACCCAAAAAUCAAUGAAUUAUUAUUAAUAUUUUAGGGAAAAGGGGGGGAGAGCGUGUCUUGUCUACAUAGAAGAGAGACGGUUCUUGACGAAGAUGGAGGCCUUCUUAGAGUCUAUUGAAAAGGGAGGAUAGGAGUUUACAAGAGGGGAAAAGUGCUUCUGAUCAUCCCCUCCCUCCGUCCGCAUUUUCUCCUCUAUCUGUUAAGCUUCCCGCAGCGCGGCUGUCUACUUAAUGGCAAAUUUUUACCUCGUUGCGGUCAUUUUAAAAAACGCUUAGUCCUAGUUGUUUGUUUGUCACAGGAACUUCUAGGUGCCCCCUCCCACCCCCACCCCGUCGCCCCAGUUUAGGAAUGAAUGUUUUGGUAUUUAUUUGGAAAGAAGUUUGCGAUCCUUCCUGCUUGUCCCUUAGAGUAAACACCACGAAAGAGAACAGUUGCUGAAUUUGCGUAAACAUGCGUUAAGAGUGUUGUGUUUUAUAUUUUUU